Messenger RNA from Mercurialis annua (annual mercury), 2530 nucleotides. Its product is annotated as ferric reduction oxidase 7, chloroplastic-like. The transcript has 9 exons. The record is from RefSeq and is a predicted model, not a curated record. The coding region runs from base 121 to 2331 and encodes 736 amino acids. Gene Ontology annotation, cellular component: plasma membrane. Gene Ontology annotation, molecular function: oxidoreductase activity. Lineage: Eukaryota; Viridiplantae; Streptophyta; Magnoliopsida; Malpighiales; Euphorbiaceae.
UAUUAAGUGGUUCAUAUUUGUGGGUGAUGGGUUCCACCACCUUUGGUAUUAUACUUCUUCUGUUGCUUUAUAUGUCUGUCUUCUUGAAAUUGGAUUGCUUGCACAUUGAGGUUCAGUUUUAUGGAUCAAAUUUCAGCCAAGGAGCCGCUUCUUUCCGGCGACGGCGGUGGUUAUGUAAAGAAGAGAGAUGUGUUUGUAUUGUUAGUGAAAUGGAUUCUCAAGAUUGUGAUGUGGGUGAUUUUUGUUUCUUGGGUUUGUUUAAUCUUUCUUUAUCCGACGCAAUUUGGUAACCAGUUGCUUGAGAAUUUGAUUGGUGCCACUGAGGGAACUCCUUUUGGUCUCUCAGGAAGCUUAUUCAUGCUCUUGAGUGGGCCAAUUCUUGCUAUUGCAUUUCUUGCCAUUGCAUUUGUUAUUGUCUGUGGAGAAGAACAGUUCCACCAAAAGAAUAGUCCGAGGCAUCCAAGUGUCCGUCUGUGGACGUUUCCUGUUAUUGUGGAUGGACCAUUUGGCGUUGUUUCGGCUGCUGAGUUCAUCGGGAUACUCCUAUUUAUUGUAUACAUCGUUUGGGCUACAUACGCGUAUACCAUUCGGAAUCUCAGUCUUAUUUCUGAAUGGCAUGUAACUUCUUAUAUAGACACAAGCAUUUGGAUGAUAGAAUUGACGGGACUUCGACUUGGUAUGAUUGGAUUAUUUUGCCUGGCAUUUUUGUUCCUUCCAAUUACACGAGGGUCAGUUCUUCUCCGUCUCAUUGAUAUCCCUUUUGAGCAUGCUACAAGAUACCAUGUAUGGUUAGGACACUUGACCAUGCUGCUUUUUACUCUCCAUGGACUACUUUAUAUAAUUGGAUGGGCAAUGCGAGGCAACCUCCUUCAUGAGAUAUUGGAGUGGAAAGAUGUCGGCAUCGCGAAUCUUGCAGGAGUUAUCAGCCUUUUAGCUGGACUUAUUAUGUGGGUGACAUCACUUCCUGGUGUGAGAACAUGGAAUUUUGAGCUGUUCUUUUACAGCCAUCAACUAUAUGUGGUGUUUAUCCUCUUCUUCGCAUUCCACGUUGGCGAUUUUAUUUUCAGCAUGGCUGCUGGUGGAAUAUUUCUUUACAUGCUCGAUCGGUUCUUGAGAUUCUGCCAAUCACGAAAAACUGUGGAGGUCAUUUCAGCCAAGUGCCUUCCGUGCGGAACUGUGGAAUUAGUCCUUUCAAAACCACAAAGUUUGCGCUACAACGCUCUAAGUUUCGUUUUUCUUCAAAUUCGGGAAUUGUCAUGGCUGCAAUGGCAUCCUUUCAGUGUUUCAUCUAGUCCAUUGGAUGGGAAACACCAUCUAUCUAUUCUCAUCAAGGUUCUCGGAAAAUGGACAGAGAAGCUUAGAGACAUUACCAUAAACCGAUCCGAGGCAGGAAUAGCAGCAGCACAGGGUCAACCAAAUCUUAAGAUAACAGCUUCUGUUGAGGGGCCAUAUGGGCAUCAAGUACCAUAUCACUUGAUGUAUGAAAACCUCAUCUUAGUAGCAGGCGGAAUAGGGAUUUCACCAUUUCUUGCGAUCUUGAGUGACAUUCUGCACCGUAUUAAUGAAAAAAGACAUUGUUUACCGAAAAAUAUUAUGGUUAUUUGGGCUGUGAAAAGGUCAAAUGAGCUUCCUCUUCUGUCGAGCAUCGAUAUGGAGUCAAUUUGUCCAUAUUUCUCUGAAAAACUUGAUCUGGAGAUUCAUAUUUAUGUCACUCGUGAAACAGAUCCUCCAUUGGAAGAUGGAAUAUGUCACAAGGCUACAAGUUCUUCUAUUGUCCCCUCACCCAAGGGAUGUGGCAUGUCGGUAUUGGUCGGCACAGGUGAUAACAUAUGGUCAGGACUUUAUAUUAUGUUAUCUUCUAUCGGAUUUGUUGUCAUAUCGGGAUUGGUCGAUGCAUACUACAUAAACAAGUAUAGCAUAAAGUCAUGGUGGUACAAAGGACUUAUAUUUAUAGCAUGUAUGGUUGCAAGUACUCUGGUCUUUGGGGGUUGUGUUGUUGCUUUGUGGCAUUUGUGGGAAAUGAAAUUUCGGGCCGUGGAUGAAGAAAAGGAAGACGCGAUUAAGGCCGACAAAGUGCAUAACAAUGAAAAAGUAGGAUAUAACAAGAUUUUGUGUGGAGAAUAUCAUGCAAUACAGUAUGGUGCAAGGCCAAACUUCAAAGAGAUAUUUGGAUCGAUAUCAAAGCGAUGGGGUUAUGUUGAUGUAGGAGUGAUAGCAUGCGGUCCUUCCACUCUCGGGGCAGCUGUUGCGGGAGAAAUUAGGUCUCAGAAUUUCGGGAGAGCAUGCGAUGACCCAGUUUUUCAUUACCAUAGCCACAGCUUUGAACUCUAAUGUAUUACAAUAUCUUCAGCGUCAUUAGUAUCAAAAUGUAUAGGUCUGUGGUAGCUUACAAUGUUGUUUCAGUAGUUGUACGUUAAUAUGCUUCAGCUGGUGCCUUGUUUGUACACAUGUGCAACAUGUCUGUAAAUAAGUGAUUUUCGUUCUGAAAUUUUACAGAAAUGGAAUGUCUAUGCACCAUUUUAUUCGGUAA